UAACAGCCUAUGAGAUGGAUUUAGCAUGGUGGUGUUUGAAUGAUAGUACAGAGAAAGAAGAAAACGUUGGUAAAGUUGAAAAUAAAGUAUCUUGUAAAGACUCGAAGCCUGAUGCAAAUUGUGAGACAAGUUUACUUGAAUGGUUCUGGGAUAAUGCAGAUUGUAAUGAUUUUGUAAAAGAGGUAGAGAAUAUGAAGGAAAGUGCAGUUAAAGCAAGUGAUGAAAAGGAGAGUGGUGAAAACGAGAAGAAAGAGGAUGUAAGUGGAUUAUAUAGUAUCGGACAUUGUGAUGAUGAAAAGAAGAAAAUUAAAAGGGACGAAAAUAAGAUACUCACCUGCUACCAAAACACCAGUAAUAUAGACAAGGACAAAAAGCAAAUGCUUGAGCAGAAUUCGGAGUAUGUUGAGGGUGGAGAAUUGCUGGUAGAACCUAAAGUAGAAGAUGAAAAUAGAUUAGUAUUUGACCGGGAAAAAUUGAUUAAAAGCAGAAAUACAAUAUCCGACAUAUAUUGUGAUGAAGAAGGAGCCAAGAUUGGUAAUUGUGAAGAGGUAAUUGGUAAUGAAAGGCCGAGUGGAGAAAAUAAUGUGAGUAAUGUAAUUAUGAGAGAAAAGAUAGUUUAUUAUUAUGUUCAAUCAGUUGAAAUAAGAAAAGCGGAAGUUAAUGAACAUAACAUACCUGAAGUUGGAGUCAAAAAUGAUGAAAACGGGGAUAAAGCUGCAGAUGGUAGAGCGAAAAUCAUUAGAAGUGAAAUGGAAAGUGUCGAAAGAACAUGUGAUGAAAGUAUAAAAAAUAAUAAAUACUAUGAAUUUCAUGAUAAAAAGUCUAGCCAUGAUGAAUAUCUUGCUCGUGAUUGUGAAUUGGUGAUAAAGAUUGAAAGGAAUCAAAGGGAUAGUAUGCAUGUAAAGAAUAAGACGGAUAUGAAGGAGUAUAAUAGAAAGAAAAGUAAGCAGUUAAAAGUAAAAAUUGAUGAUGUUGAUAAUAGAAAAAUGAAACAUGAAAAGAACAUUAUAUAG
Molecule: messenger RNA, 1013 nt
Organism: Racocetra fulgida
Lineage: Eukaryota; Fungi; Glomeromycota; Glomeromycetes; Diversisporales; Gigasporaceae
Source: the annotation of a GenBank genome assembly